GCCGAACAGAAACUGCGGGUCCUCCAGCAUGGUUUUUAGGCGUCGCCAUUUUCAUCAAAGCUCUCCGCGAAGCUCCACAGAGGGCUCUGGCUGUCUGGCACGAGUUUAGCCAUGGGACGCGACAACGCCAACGGCAAACGGAGGCUUCGUACCCGCGUUGCAGCAGACGGCAUCUUAACACGGAAGGCUCGCUUGUCGCCGGCUGCAUCUCGCGAUCGCGUGUUUCGCGUAGCCGGAAACGCGAGAAGGGGACGACGUCGUUGAAAUGUCGUUCAAGGUCAGACAGGCCGAGCGCAAGGACUGCGCCGCCAUACUGGGCCUGAUCCGCGAGUUGGCCGACUACGAGCGGAUGCUGGACCAAGUCAGGUCGACCGUCACCGAUCUCGACGAGCACCUCUUCUCGGACGACGAACGGCGCUGGGCUUGUGCGAACGUGGCGACCACGGCGGCAGGCGGGAGCGACGGCCAGUGUGACGGCGAGCGCGUCAUCGGCUUCGUUCUCUACUUCAUCGUUUUCGACCCGCUGACCCUCGAGCGCGUCGCCUACAUGGAGGACCUGUACGUGCAGCCCGCGCAACGAGGUCGGGGCGUCGGCCUGGCGCUGUGGCGCUCGGUCGCCGAGCACGGACUCCGGCGCUCGUGCGAGGUGCUCAACUUCGAGGUGCUCGACUGGAACGCGCCGUCGCUGGAGUUCUACGCCAAGCGGGGCGCCACCAACAUCACGCGCUCGCGUGGUUACCAGCACCUCAGGUUCUCCGCUGGUCCCUGCGGCUCUUUUCUAAGCGCUUAGGACGGUUCGUGCUGAAAAUGUUAUUCGCGUUGCUUCAAGUUGUUUUUCUGUGGAAUAUUUUUUUCGUCGCUGCUUAAAAUUGUGCCCCCGCGAUCCCUACUUUGCACGAGUAUAUACAGCUUACUAAGCGCCACUGUGGCCCACUGACCCGUGUGGAAAGUUCUGGGGAAGAGGUAGCUUAUUCCAUUUCCGGCCACAGCAGCUGUAUUCGUAUAGGUUGAAGUAGAAACGCUUUCGUGCACUCACCUUUGCCGGCUACGUUUCCACGUUAGAGAAAAAAUUUGAUAAAAAACCAAGAUAACCUUGUCUCAAGUUUAAGAACCCGCAACUCUGCACCAAAAACACAUGCCACAGUUCGGUAAACUCGACGUGUUAGAGCACUUCGAGCGGACAGAUAUAUUAGCAGGUUACGUUAACUGUUGCAAUAUUUAUGAGGGUUUCGAAAAAAGUUUCCCAAAUUAGGAGUGUAUUUUUCAGUUGCGCACAGUAGAUGUUUUGUGUGUGUGUGUUAUCCAUGUGCAGUUUAUAGAAUUGUAAUACUCUUAUUUUAUUACUUAGUCCGAAUUGUUGACUUGUACAACUUUUUCUUACUAGAUUUUAUUUUUUGCUUUUAGAUGCAACUAACCGCAUCAUUAGCCUUGGAAUAGAAAAACGAUUUCUGCGUUCCCCUCUUUGCAGAUGAGCGCUCCCGACCUAAAGCUUCGCAUUAAAACUAUGCGGUGAAAGAUUAAUCCAAAUUCUCAACUUGGUUUAAUGAAAAUUUUAAUACUAAGGAAAUAAUUAUUUGCGAAGUGGACCGUCGACUCAAAUGCCAGCUGGAUGCAGAACUUCCGAAAAGUACCCAGACACUACUUCAUCGACUGCGCUUUGGGACUUCAUGCACCGAACAUUUCCUAUAUCGCAUCAAACGGGCUCCUUCCCCGGCUUGCUACUGUGGCCACGACGAUGAGGAUGUUCGCCGUCUGCUCCUCAAGUGCCCCGUGUAGGCGAUGCAAUGGCGGCAGCUAGAACAAGAGCUACACUCCAUUGAUCCUCUCCGGCCUCUUUCACUCGCAAAAUUGCUUGGCCCAUGGCCAUCGAAAACAGCAAAGCGAAAAGCAUUGAACGCACGUAGGCACUUUUACGAAGAAACGGGCAUCCUUAACAAGUACUAGAUACUGCACAGAAUAAUCACGCAAUGUUACUGUAACUUGCUCGUAUUAUUUGUAAAUAUUAAUGCUUGUAUAUUACGUGUUAUACUUUUUUUUGUAUUCUGUGCGUGCGUUAUUUUAACUCUUAUGUAAUUCCUCAUCUGCUCAUAUGUUCAUCGAAAUCUACACCACAGGCGUUUGUGCGUGUUUGUGACUGUUUACAAACUCAUUUGUGGUGCAACUUGCAUUUGACUUUCAUAUUAAUAUGUUCAUUGUUGUAUAGGACUGUGUACUGUGGAA
Molecule: messenger RNA, 2220 nt
Organism: Dermacentor albipictus
Lineage: Eukaryota; Metazoa; Arthropoda; Arachnida; Ixodida; Ixodidae
Product: thialysine N-epsilon-acetyltransferase-like
Molecular function (GO): N-acetyltransferase activity
Source: RefSeq, a predicted model, not a curated record